AUGGCCGCAUGGGCAGAGAUGGGACUGUUUCAAACACGUGGAGAGCGACGCCAGCACGACACUAGGACGACGCUGGGACGAUGCCGGGACGGCACUGGAACGUUGCCUGGAAGGGGCCGGUGCGCUCCAGCUACGCACCAUUUAAUGUUACUCGUUAUCGCGUCACAAAAAGGAAAUUCUAUUUAUAAACGGCAGGAAAACAAUAAAUUUCAUGAA
Messenger RNA from Brenthis ino (lesser marbled fritillary), 216 nucleotides. The record is from the annotation of a GenBank genome assembly. NCBI's taxonomy places the organism in Eukaryota, Metazoa, Arthropoda, Insecta, Lepidoptera, Nymphalidae.